CUCUUGUACAUUCAAUUGUUGAAGGUCAAACUUCUGAUUAUUAGUAUUUCUGAUAAACUAAGGUCUUGGGUCGAUCGAUAUAAUGUUUCUCAUAAUUGUUGUAAUUCUCUCCUUAAAAUAAUGAAAAGUGAAGGUUUAAAAGUUCCUAAUGAUAUAAGAACUUUGAUGAAAACCCCCAAAACCCAUAAUAUUAUAAAUAUAACUAAUGGUUCAUACAUUCAUUUGGGAAUAGAAAAUAUGCUAUUACCUAUUCUUAAAAAAUAUCCACAUCAUGUUAUAAAGAUAGGCAUUAAUAUCGAUGGGCUACCUAUUUCUAGAAGCUCUAAAUCACAACUGUGGCCAAUACUGAUUUUUGUUUUAAAUUUUAAAGAGCUCAUUAAUAAUGUUGUAACUCUAGGAAUAUAUCAUGGAGAUAAAAAGCCUAAUUCUGUUGAAGAAUUUAUGAAUCCAUUUGUUCUAGACCUCUUAAAUAUUAUAAAUUCUGGUUUGAAUGUUAAUGGAACUCUUAUGAAACUAGAAAUAAGUAACAUUGUUUAUGAUUCUCCAGCUAAAAGUUUCCUUUUGAAUGUGAAGUCACACAAUGCAUAUUUUGGGUGCACAUCAUGUCUAGAAGAAGGUACAUAUGUAAGUCAUAGAGUGGUAUUUCUUGGAGUAGAGUCUGCUUUAAGAACUGACUAUUCUUUUCGAAAUAGACUUAAUGAAGAUUACCACAAAGGACCUAGUCCAUUGGAGUUAUUGCCAAUUGAUAUAGUAGAUACUGUGUGUCUUGAUUAUAUGCACAAUGUAUGUUUGGGUGUAACAAAAAGAUUAAUUGAAUUGUGGGUAAAAGGUAAAAAAGACAUUAGAAUGAUUGAUAUUAAUAUUCAAGAAGUGAAUAAUUCAAUAUUAAAAAUAAGAGAUUAUGUACCUUCUGAAUUUUGUCGUCUACCCCGCCCACUUACUGAUAUUGAAUUCUGGAAAGCUAUAGAAUUAAGAUUUUUUUAUUAUAUUCUGGUCCUAUUGUUUUGAAAGGCAAACUUAAAAAAGCCUAAUAUUAUCAUUAUUUAUUACUAGUUUUUGCCAUUAGGAUUUUAUUAUGCACUGAAACUUGUUAUACAUUAAAUGAUAAUGCAGAAUUUCUAUUAAAAAAAUUUGUUAAGGAAUAUUCUAUGUUGUAUGGUGAACAUUAUAUAUCAUAGAAUGUACACAGUUUAAUCCAUCUUCCUAAGUUUGUAGAAACUCAUGGGCCGUUGAAUAAUUUUAGUUGUUUUCGGUAUGAAAAUUAUUUGCAAAAAAUAAAAAAUAGUUUAAAAUCAACUAAAUAUACUCUUCAAGAAACUCAUAACAGAUUAAUAGGAAAACAAAAGUUAGAGUUAUCCCAGCAAUAUGAGACUUCUAAAAUGUACACCACGUUCAAUGAAACAGAGCAUAAUAUAA
Messenger RNA from Rhopalosiphum padi (bird cherry-oat aphid), 1416 nucleotides. RefSeq lists its product as uncharacterized. The transcript has a single exon. The annotation marks the transcript as partial. The record is from RefSeq and is a predicted model, not a curated record. Lineage: Eukaryota; Metazoa; Arthropoda; Insecta; Hemiptera; Aphididae.